Molecule: messenger RNA, 456 nt
Organism: Adineta ricciae
Lineage: Eukaryota; Metazoa; Rotifera; Eurotatoria; Adinetida; Adinetidae
Source: the annotation of a GenBank genome assembly
AUGACAUCUGGACAACUUGAGACAUCUCAAAAUGAUCGUCGUGGCGUAGCUCAAAGAAUUGGAAAUGAAGUUCGUGGAGAAGGCAGAGAAAUUGAAUAUGAAGCUCUUGGAGCAGCUAGACGCCUUGGCAACAGACGCCGUGGAGUGGGAAAUGUAUCAUACGGAGGAUAUACUCCAGGAUAUACUCCAGGAUAUAACUCUCAGCCUCCACUAAAUGUUUUUGUUCAAUGGACACCAGAAUUUGGCGCGGCUUAUCAACAGUUCGUUAAUGGUGGCAGGGGUGGCAUGGGUAUGGGUGGUUAUCCUAUGGGAGGUAUGGGUGGAUAUCCUAUGGGUGGAAUGGGUGGUAUGGGUGGAAUGGGUGGAAUGGGUGGAAUGGGUGGAAUGGGUGGUAUGGGUGGAUAUGGAGGAGGAAUACAAGGAUAUCCAAUUGGAUUUGGUGUUACAACAAGUUAA